UAUUUGGAUAUCCCGCAAAGAUUGAAUAUACACAUACUUUACCUGUGCUUUAAUACUGUUGUAAAAAAUGCAACAUAUUUUGUGAAGUUUGACCCUUUAUCAGAACCUCGACUUUGUGUUAAAAGAAAAUAUAUUUACCAAUAAUAAAUGGUCACCCGUUUCUGUCAGGCCAUAAAUACGUUUUGAAAAAGAAAUAAUUUUCAGCAGUAAACGAAUAUAAAACAGUAGCUGUAAUGUUGAAACAACUAGUGUUGUUAACUUUGCCUAUUACGCUGUACGCCUGGCAGCUGUGCAAUGAUGAGUCGUGCAAAAUCGCGAGCCAACAAGCGAGGAUCAUUGGAGGAGACAUCACGGAGCAGAAUUCUAGACCUUUUCAGGUCGCCCUGUACUCUCGAGUGGGCACGACGGGCGAGGUGGGGUUCUGCGGGGGUUCACUCGUCCACCCGGAGUGGGUGCUGACGGCCGCGCACUGCUGCUACCAUAACGGGCAGCAGGUCGACAACGUGCAGGCUAUCCUCGGCGCACACUCGCUGUACGACCGGUAUGAGAACGGGCGUCGCAUCGUGAAUGUGGACGAGGUGCGGGUCCACCCAGACUGGGACCCGGACUCUUUUGCCAAUGACAUCGCUCUCAUGAGGCUCGCUAACAUCAUGCAGCUUACAGAAACCAUCGAUGUAGUUCGUCUUCCGUACCUGAGUAUAUCCAACUUCAAUUUCGCUGGGAUGGGAGCCACAGCAUCCGGGUGGGGAAUUGCGGCGCCAGGCGUGGAGUUCGUGUCACCAACGCUUCGAGAAAAGCUGAUGACCGUGAUGACGAACACGAUGUGCAACAUACAGUAUUUCGACCAACUGCCCGCCAACAUAGUGUGUGGCUUCCAUGCUACUGCUGGCACAUGCAAGGGAGACAAUGGCGGUCCAUUGACGAUAUGGUAUAAUGCCACAGAAGAAGUUAUUCUGGUAAGUAAUGUUUCUUAUAUGUACCUAACUAUUUACAAGAACAUGGUCAGUACAGUCACGUCUGAAAAUAUCGAUACGAAAAAUGUGCCAAAAAUAUAUAUACACCACCUUAAUAUAAUCGGCGUGGCAUCGUUCGUGGAUGCGAGUGGAUGCAACGACGAACUACCCUCUGUGUUCACAAUGCGGGUACUGUUGGUCGGUUUGGCUCUAGUGGCGGCGGCGGCGGCCUCGGUGCUGCCGACAGCAGAGCCGGUCCUGGGGUACCACGACGCCGUGGGCAUCCCUCACGCGGCCAAGAUCAAGGAAAUAGAAGACCAGCACUUCGCCAACCAUGAUGAAGACGCGCCAUUGGACCCUCGUAUCGUGGGAGGAGUUGUUGCUGCAACUGGUGCUCAUCCUUACUUGGCCGGGCUUGUUAUCAGCCUCCUCAAUGUAGCCGGCCAAUCCGCCUGCGGCUCCUCACUCCUCACCGCCAACCGGCUGGUAACUGCGGCGCACUGCUGGUUCGACGGUAGUAGACAGGCCUGGCAGUUCGAGGUGGUCCUGGGCUCCAAUUGGCUGUUCUACGGCGGUACUAGGGUCUCCACGACGCAGGUCGUCAUGCAUCCAUCGUGGACUCCUUCAACGCUGGCCAAUGAUGUUGCUAUGAUCUAUCUGCCGACCAAUGUAGCCUUGUCAUCUAUUAUCCAGCCCAUUGCGUUGCCGUCCACCACCCAACUGUGGGACCAAUUUGUGGGUCUGUGGUCAACCGCUGCUGGAUACGGCAAGACCAGUGACUUACAAGCCGGCGUAUCGACGGCCAGCGUGGUGAGCCAAGUGUCCCUGCAAGUGAUCUCGAUGGCGCAGUGCCAAGUCAGUUUCGGUCACUGGAUUCUCGACAGCACCCUUUGCACUAACGGUAUCGGGGGCGUGGGCAUCUGCGGCGGCGACUCCGGCGGCCCGCUGGUCAUUAACUCCAACGGCCAGAAUAUUUUGGUGGGCAUCAGCUCGUUUGUGGCAGCGUCCGGUUGCCAGCUCGGCCACCCCUCGGCCUUCGCCAGGGUCACCAGCUUCUACAGCUUCAUAGUCAGCAAUCUGUAAACCUGACCCGAUUUGAACAACAUAGGUUUGGUCUCCGGUUGACCCAGUGGUUACAUUAUAAAUGGGGUGACAGCAAUAUUUGGAUAGAACGGCGGAAUUCUGCUGUCGACGUCAGCCGGAGAUCAAUGCCUUAAAGUGAUAUGGCUAGGACAAAGGUAACUUUUCUAGGACCAUCAAAUUAGUUUUAAUUUAAAUGCGCCAUAGUUAAUGUUGCUGAUUUGAUUGGAUUGACUGGAUAUACAUGUUGAACUAGUGAAUAUAACGUAAUGAAAAAUCAUACAA
This is a messenger RNA of Cydia pomonella (codling moth), 2318 nucleotides long. RefSeq names its product transmembrane protease serine 9-like. Gene Ontology annotation, molecular function: serine-type endopeptidase activity. Lineage: Eukaryota; Metazoa; Arthropoda; Insecta; Lepidoptera; Tortricidae. Gene Ontology annotation, biological process: proteolysis. Bases 234 to 2036 code for a protein of 600 amino acids. The record is from RefSeq and is a predicted model, not a curated record. The transcript is spliced from 12 exons.